Messenger RNA from Rhineura floridana, 4078 nucleotides. It is a transcript of the gene SOX11, whose product is annotated as SRY-box transcription factor 11. Lineage: Eukaryota; Metazoa; Chordata; Lepidosauria; Squamata; Rhineuridae. Gene Ontology annotation, biological process: positive regulation of transcription by RNA polymerase II; neuron differentiation; negative regulation of transcription by RNA polymerase II. The transcript has a single exon. Bases 328 to 1617 code for a protein of 429 amino acids. Gene Ontology annotation, molecular function: RNA polymerase II cis-regulatory region sequence-specific DNA binding; DNA-binding transcription activator activity, RNA polymerase II-specific. The record is from RefSeq and is a predicted model, not a curated record.
GUGAUCCAGCGACAUCUCUGGGUCCGGGCGGUUGCUGUUGCUGCUGCUGUUGCAGGGGGAGGGGAAAGAGCCGGAGCGAGCCCUGCUUCUGUCGCUGCUGGAGGAGCGACCAGCAGCGAGUGAGGAGCAGGAGGGAGAAGAAAAAGGAGCUUGCAACUUGCACACCGGGCGUCGCCUUGCAACUGCUCGCUUGAGGCAGCCAAGGUGUGCAAGGAGCCGGUGGGAGCAAAGAAAAACAAAACACACACACUUUUUUUUUUCAAAAAAAAAGCAAACAAGCAACAGAAAGGCUACAAAGAAACUCAAGCGAAACAAUAAACCCCCACCAUGGUCCAGCAAGCGGAAAGUCCAGAAACAGAGAGCAACCUGCCCAGAGAAGCGAUGGAUACCGAGGAAGGAGAGUUUAUGGCUUGCAGCCCAGUAGCACUGGAUGAGAGCGAUCCGGACUGGUGCAAAACGGCUUCUGGCCACAUCAAAAGGCCGAUGAACGCGUUCAUGGUGUGGUCUAAGAUCGAGCGGAGAAAAAUCAUGGAGCAGUCCCCGGACAUGCACAACGCGGAGAUCUCCAAGCGCCUGGGCAAACGGUGGAAAAUGCUAAAAGACAACGAGAAGAUCCCUUUCAUCCGGGAGGCUGAGAGGCUGCGCCUGAAACACAUGGCCGAUUACCCCGAUUACAAAUACAGGCCGAGGAAAAAGCCCAAAAUAGACCCAUCAGCCAAGCCCAGUGCCAACCACAGCCCGGAGAAAAACACACCCACCAGUAACAACGGCGGCGGCAGCAGCGGAGGCGGCGGCAGCAGCAAGAGUGCGAAAAGCUCCAGUAAGAAAUGUAGCAAAGGGAAAUCUUCCUCCUCGUCUCCCCCCAAGUCCGGCACAAAACUGGCCCCCCACCCGGGAGACUACGGGGGAGAGGAUUACCACCAGUUCGGGGCGCUGAAAGUGAGCAGCAAAACCGCCAAGUGCGUCUUCAUGGACGACGAGGAGGAGGAGGACGAAGACGACGACGAUCUGCCACUGAGGAUCAAGCAGGAGGAGGACGAGGAGGAGGAGGAGGACGAGAACCACGCGCGGCGGCGGCAGCAGCAGCAGCAGCAGCAACAGCAGCUGAGGCGGUACAACGUAGCCAAAGUCCCGGCCAGUCCCACCUUGAGCUCCUCGGCGGAGUCCACCGAAGGGGCGAGCCUGUACGAAGAGGUGAGGGGCGGCGCUGCCUCGCACGGCGCCAACGCCAGCAGACUCUACUACGGCUUCAAGAGCAUGCCCAAGAGCGCCCAGCAGCCCAGCCUGCCCCCGGCUUCCUCCCGGUCCAUCUCCACCUCCUCCUCCUCCUCUUCCAGCAGCAGUAGCAGCAGCAGUAGCGGCGAAGAGGCGGACGACUUGAUGUUUGAUUUGAGCUUGAAUUUCUCCCAGCACACUCACGCCGCCUCGGAGCUGGGCGUCAGCUCAGCUUCAGGGAACCUGUCCCUUUCCCUCGUGGACAAGGAUUUGGAUUCGUUCAGCGAGGGCAGCUUGGGCUCUCACUUCGAAUUCCCCGAUUACUGCACCCCGGAGCUGAGUGAGAUGAUCGCAGGCGACUGGCUGGAGGCGAACUUUUCCGACUUGGUUUUCACCUACUGAGAGGAAGAGAAGGAAAGCAGAGGGGGAAAGAGAAGAGGAAGAAGGAGAAAGCAACGGGCAAGCGAACAAGCUGAGAGAGAUCAAAAGGACUGUGAAAAAAAGAAAAAAAGAAAAAAAUCGGUAAAGGAAAGAUGAUGCGAGUGAUAUACGCUUAAAAGUGGUGGAGUUUUGAAGUGAAGUCAUGAUUUAAAAAUGUCUUUGGAUUUUUCUUUCUUUUUUAAGUCUUGAAGUUAGUUCCAAACCGAGUCUGGAGUUGUGAUUUUGUUUUUCCUUCUGAUUUUUUUUUUUAAUUGGUGAUCACAACAGCAGCAGCAGCAAGGAGAAAAGGCAAACGGGACUGGGGGUUAAAAGAUAACAGAAGGCGCUGUUUGAAGCUUGUCGGUCUUGUGGUUGAAGUCUGGAAGAUGGUCUGCAAAAAAAAAGAAAAAGUCUUUUGGCAGCACAACUAUUACUCAAGGGGGUUUGUGGAUUUUUGUUUCUCCUUCAAAGAUUUGAAAGGACCGUUCUGAUUUUUCUGAUAUAUUUCUUUCUUUUUGUAAAAGGGACCACUGCAACUGUUUUUGUUUGUUUGGAGGGAGAAAACUGAUGUCUUCUAUGCAUCCGAUUCUUAACAAAGCUGCAGGGAGCUUGAAAAAAAAUGCAGACUGUACAAACGCUUACAAAAAACAAAAACUGUGAACUGACUUAAGAUCAGAGUUUACUUUUCAGAUCAAAUUGUUUAUGGUUUUACAAAUGUGAUUUCUACUUGCCAACUUUUUUUUUGUAACUUGUUCCCUUAUACCUCCUUGAUUGAAUACCAGACAGCCUAGACCUCAGUACACAAAGGUAUUGAAACAUUUUUGAUACAUAACAGACCUCAGUCUUUUUUAAAAAUUAAUAUAUUUUCAGGCGUAUUUUUGUACAGUGAAAGGGAACAUUCUUGCUGUGUUUUUUCAGUAAGACUUUUCAGGCACUUCUUCCCUUUUAUUUUUGUUUUUUAUUUUUUUUCCUUUGUUUUUAGCAUGCAAGUUAUAUGGGUACGUUUAUGUCCUGGUUUUAAAAGGAUUAAAAAAAUCCUUGCAUCUAAAGGCCUUGUGGUUUAAAAAGAAAAAAAAAGAAACACUUUUUUGUACAGCUAUAGUUCAGAUUUGUCCAAUAUUUGUAGGUAAAGAUUUAUUGAAAAUGGUGAUAUAGACCUCAGAGCUGUUAUCUUAGUUUAAAAGAUUGUAUAUGUACUGUACUAUAGUAGGAAUUUAUGUAUCUCAUACGCUGUGAUAUGUGGAUGGGGGCCCAGAUGGAAGGUAUGAAACUGGAUUCUCGACUCUUUUUUUUAGCAAAAAAAAAUACAAUGGGGAAAAGAAAGGCACAUAUUAAAAGAAAAGUUUCUCAUUUUGUGCAAUAUAAUUCUUAAAAGUACAGACCAUCUGCGUAUUUUGUAGCAAACAAUGGCAAAAAAACAGACUUGUGCACUGUCAACAUUAUUGCCUGUUUUUUUUAAAAAAAAUGCUGAAAGUCUGUAUCUUGACAAUUUUAAUAAAUCAGCUGGAACUGAUAGAAACUCGAUUCGCUAUUAGUGUCUAUAGAAGUGACGCUGGUGGAGAUGCCAUGUAUCCAAACCAUCCCUCACCCAUGGAGGAGCCUUAGCUAAGACUUUGUGGAGAGCGGGAAGCGAGGAGAAAAGGGGGAGGCUGAAGGUAGCAUAGACUUUAAAGGGCUGAUCCUGUUCUUUCACACCUCUUUCCUUUCUUUCCCCUUCCAAUAUGCUCUCCCUUCCCUCCUCCCUCUCUCUCUCCCUCACCCCUCAAUUUUUCCUCCUUCAGCUUAGCUGAAGGAGCUGGGAGGGUGGGGGUGAUGCAGGAAGGCUAACCCCGAAAAAGGCAAUUGGGGGAAGCCAUUGAGGUUUUGAUUCAGUGCGUGUUUUCGGUGCUGUGUGUUCUUCUGUCUGAGAGGCAGCAGGUACCAAGCUGAGCAAGGAUGCUCGCCGUUGGAACUGGGAGGGUUUAUAGCAAUGAAGGGAUUGUGUGGCAGCUUCGGCUAGGGACGGGGGAGCUUCAGGUAGCCGUGCCGUCAUGGGGGUGGGUCACCUUCAGGCUCGCUACGUGUGUGUGAGAGAGAGCGCGAGAGCGAGAGCGGCUGAGGCGAGAGGUUUAUUAUCCAAACAUUUCUCAGUCUUCAGGGCUUGGUUUCUUUCUUUUCCUUUUCCUGAGUAGCUAUCUUUUCACACCCACCCACCUCUGGCCCCCAACAACCCUUCCCUUGGAAAAGGAUGGCUUUAUCUCCAGGGGCGCCUUUUUCUCGCCCCCUCCCUCCUUUCUGUGUGUGGGGAGGUGGGGAUGUUGUGGCGGUCUCCUUGGCCGUGCGAGGGUGUCUCUCCUGCCUGGGGGCUUCGCUCGCCACCAGGCUCGGUCUGUGCGAAGGGGUGUGUGUCUUGACCAUGCGUGGCGGGCUCUGGGUUGGCUCGCAACGCCGUUGCUUUGCUGCC